AUGGCUCUCGUAAUCAGAUACAUCGUCAUCCUCCCCCUGGUCCUCGCCUUGGCCAGCUUCGUCUUGACCUCGCUCACUCUCUUUGCCGGCCACAAGCAAGGCUUCAUGGAGGACUAUGCCAUUGUCAGGCUAAACACCUCCAUGAUUGGCCAAAGCAUCCUCGACAAAGCUACCGGUGACAAGGACCAGAGCAAGCCAAAAGACGACGCCUUCGGCCGCCUCAAGGGCUGGGUGGACGGCAAGAAGAACGAUGUCAAGGAGAAGCUCAACGGGGUCGUCGGCAAUAUCACCGAACACCUAGGCGUGCCCGACUGGUAUUCGCUGCACAUCAUGAACGCGUGCGAGGGCCAGUUCGAGCCCAACCCAACGGCCCCGAACCCUGGCCUCAACAUGACAAACUGCACCGCGUCCUCUCCAGCUCACCGCCUGAACCUCACACGCAUGCUCGACCAUGACCUCGGCGUGGGACCCGUGCGCGUCAACCUUGCCGACAUGGACUGGACCGAGAGCCUGCAGGACAAGCUCGACAUCCUCAACAAUGCCCUAUUGGCUCUCUUCACCAUCUACGUCCUCGCCAUGGGCUUCAGCGGCCUGUCCAUGCUCCUCAACGUCGGCGCCCUUCUGCUGCCCGCCAAGACUGCCAUGGUGCUCGUCAAUCUCGCCGUCGCCUCCAUGGGUGGCCUCGCGUGCAUUAUUGGCAGCACCAUCAUCACCGUCGCCGGCUCCAAGGCAGUCAAACAUAUCAACGAAAAGGGCGCGCGAGUCGGUCUCUCCGCCGAGCGAGGUUUCAAGUUUCACAUUCUCGGCUGGGUCGCAACGGGAUUCAUGCUCGCCGUCACCGCCUUUUGGCUCGUUCAGUUCUUGAUAAUCAAGUUGAAGGCUCGGCGGCGCAGCAAGGAAGGCUUCUGA
Hirsutella rhossiliensis is the source of this 909-nucleotide messenger RNA. RefSeq names its product SUR7/PalI family domain-containing protein. Gene Ontology annotation, biological process: fungal-type cell wall organization. The coding region runs from base 1 to 909 and encodes 302 amino acids. Gene Ontology annotation, cellular component: plasma membrane; cell cortex of cell tip. Lineage: Eukaryota; Fungi; Ascomycota; Sordariomycetes; Hypocreales; Ophiocordycipitaceae. The record is from RefSeq and is a predicted model, not a curated record. The transcript has 3 exons.